Messenger RNA from Rhodofomes roseus, 1523 nucleotides. RefSeq lists its product as uncharacterized. Bases 109 to 1227 code for a protein of 372 amino acids. The transcript has 7 exons. NCBI's taxonomy places the organism in Eukaryota, Fungi, Basidiomycota, Agaricomycetes, Polyporales, Fomitopsidaceae. The record is from RefSeq and is a predicted model, not a curated record. Gene Ontology annotation, molecular function: dioxygenase activity.
CUCCCCGAAGUAUGACACGGAUAUGCUUAACAAGCCAGCAUUCACUCGGACGUCCUCAGAAGCUCUUCCAGCUGCUGUGGUGUAUUUACUUACCAGCAUCCCUAGACCAUGCCAGGCAUCGUUGGACCACCGUUCCCGGAAGACGUACCUACGCACCCUCUGCUCGUAGUCGACUACCAGCUUAUCAAGGCCGGAGACCACGACGAGACCGAGAAAUUAUGGAGAGCAGCCACGCAGCUGGGUUUCUGGUACUUGAAGAACCAUGGAGCGGAUGCUGAGGUGGACGCUAUGUUCGAGAUGGGCUCUGAUUUUAUGGAGCUUCCUAUCGACGAUAAAAUGCAAUUCGAACAAGGAGACAACGGCGCGUCCUUUGGAUACAAAGCUCGAGGUGUGAACGCCAUUGACGAGAAGGGAAACCGCGACUCUACGGAGUUCAUCAAUGUCUCGAAGGACGAUGCGCUCGCCUUCCCCGAGGUCGUGCAUCGCACCUACCCCGGAAUCCUCACCGCGCGCAUGGACACCGUCAUCCGACCGUUCGUCGAUAAGUCACUGGAGGUGAACGGCACACUUAUCGGCGUAUUGAACACGAAGCUCGGUUUGCCUGAGGGGACGCUUGCUCAACUGCACAACCCAGCGGAGAGGAGCGGCUGUGUCGCCAGGGUGAUUCGCACGCCGCCGAAGGAUGGACCGAUUGACGACGAGAAAGCGAUGCUGGCUGCCCAUACUGACUUUGGAUCGCUGUCUUUCCUACAUAACCGCAUCGGGGGCCUCCAGGUGCUUCCGCCUGGCACGGACAAGUGGCAAUACGUCAGGCCACUCCCGGGACAUGCGAUUUGCAACAUUGGAGACUCGAUGCACAUCUUCAGCGGUGGUAUCCUGCGCUCGAACAUGCACCGCGUCAUUCCUCCCCCAGGAGAACAAGCAAAGUUCGAACGUUACUCCCUGGUGUACUUCACGCGUGCGAGCGACAGCGUCGAGCUGCGCGCCCUCGUGGACGACAGCCCACUGAUCGCUGCGGCCGUAGCGGAUGCGCCAAACGCGCAGGCGCGCUUCUGGCCGGGUGUCUCCGCUCAAGAAUGGCUGCAGCGCAGGGUGCGCAACCAGAGACUCAGUCACUUCAAGGGUCCGGAGAGCUUCAAGUCGUGGAUGGGCACUGAGGACGUAUCGUCCAUGGUAAAGACUAGAACGAGCGUGGAGAGCGCAGCCGUACGUCAGGUAGCGGCAUGAGCCCUUCGGCUCCCCUACCCCGCAGGGUUCUUGUAUCAAGGUUCGGCUUAUCCACAGUUGCGUUCUAUGCCGAUUUGUGACCGUAUCGUGGCUAAACAUUGUGGCUUUGGUGAGGGUCUGGAGUGCAGACGGGCAUUGACUGCGGGAAUUGAGAUGUCUUCGAGGAAGGACGGUUGUCUCUCGGGUGUGUUAUCUACGCCCAUCGCACCCACAGGUGGUCCCGAUUCACCUGCCAUCCAUGCGGCACGAGAGGUCAGCAGACGCGACCGGAAGCCCCGUAGAAGUCCGAAUCCGCG